Amyelois transitella is the source of this 1487-nucleotide messenger RNA. RefSeq names its product ras-related GTP-binding protein C (gene RagC-D). The transcript has 8 exons. The coding region runs from base 196 to 1362 and encodes 388 amino acids. Lineage: Eukaryota; Metazoa; Arthropoda; Insecta; Lepidoptera; Pyralidae. Gene Ontology annotation, cellular component: lysosome; nucleus; Gtr1-Gtr2 GTPase complex. The record is from RefSeq and is a predicted model, not a curated record. Gene Ontology annotation, biological process: cellular response to starvation; positive regulation of TOR signaling; regulation of autophagy. Gene Ontology annotation, molecular function: GTP binding; GTPase activity.
AAUGUCAUUUCAAUCAAAUGAUUGUUGCAUAUUCGUAUAUUGCUUGCGUUUCGUCUAAAAAAAAUUAUAAAUCCCAUAGGUAGUGCUAGUUAGUAAAUAAUAUUUUGUUUGUAUUUGCACGGAACAUUGGUAAUUUAGGCUUAAUUAUGAAGCUGUAAUUAUUUUCCAGUAACUUCUUAAAUUGAAACGUCGAACAUGAGUUAUCAAGAUGAACCUAGUUAUGGAAGUUCAUUCCCCAAGGACUUUAGUUAUGGACCUUUUGAACAGAAUGGGGAAGGUGACAAUGCAUCACUUCAAGAGGAUCAUAAACCACGUAUUCUUCUUAUGGGACUUAGAAGGUCUGGAAAAUCAUCAAUUCAAAAAGUGGUAUUCCAUAAAAUGUCACCAAAUGAAACCUUGUUCCUGGAGUCCACAAAUAAAAUUGUGAAAGAUGACAUCAACAACAGUAGUUUUGUGCAGUUCCAAAUCUGGGAUUUCCCAGGUCAAAUUGAUUUUUUUGAUGCCACCUUUGAUUCUGAUACUAUAUUUGGAGGCUGCGGAGCUUUGGUGUUCGUAAUAGAUGCUCAGGAUGAUUAUCAAGAUGCCUUGGACAAGCUGCAGCUUACAGUUACCAAAGCAUAUAGAGUAAAUAACAAUAUCAAAUUUGAAGUGUUCAUACAUAAGGUGGACGGGCUCAAUGAUGACUACAAAAUGGAAUCUCAAAGAGACAUCCAUCAUCGUGCAAAUGAAGAUCUGGCUGAGGCUGGAUUGGAGCAUGUUCACUUAUCCUUUCACUUGACAUCUAUCUAUGAUCACUCUAUAUUUGAAGCUUUUAGCAAAGUUGUCCAGAAGUUGAUACCACAACUGCCAACCUUAGAAAAUCUUCUCAAUAUACUCAUAUCAAAUUCAGGCAUAGAGAAGGCAUUUCUAUUUGAUGUGGUAUCAAAAAUAUACAUAGCUACUGAUAGCUCUCCUGUCGAUAUGCAAAGUUAUGAAUUGUGUUGUGAUAUGAUUGAUGUUGUCAUAGACAUAUCAUGUAUUUAUGGCAUGGUCGACGAAAAUGAAAUGAACACUUUUAAUAGUCAAAGUUCUAGUCUCAUCAAACUAAACAAUGGCACAGUGCUGUAUCUGCGUGAAGUAAACAAAUUUCUCGCGCUUGUGUGUAUUCUGCGCGAGGAAAACUUUCAGAAACAAGGUGUCAUUGACUACAAUUUUCUGUGCUUCCGUGAUGCGAUUACGCAAGUGUUCGAAUUACGGAAUAGAUGUCAGAACGCAAUGGCUUUGGCCCGAGCCAGGUCAGGCACGCCGGAACCAUUACCCAAUGGAGCCGCCGUGGAUUCCACCGAGAGUACGUCUGACCAUUCACAAACUAAACUUCCAUAGCACUUUUUGUACCUUUAUCGUAUGCAUUAUCUAUCCCAUAAUAAGUUAGUACUAAAUAACUCAGCUAUGUUAAUAUGUCAUUUGUAAAGUUUAAUAAUGUCAAGAAUAAAGUAUAUCUAUGUUUU